AUGGAGAUCAUCCUCCUAGAGGACCAAGUCCCAGAAGUUCCUAUUCAGAAUGCCCCUGCCUCUGUGGGGACUGGGCCUGAGGAUUCUGAAGGCAUUCUACUAAAGAUCGGGGAUAAGCGCCCAGCCCUUUCCGGAACAUCUUCUCCAUCUCCUGCUCGGAAGAAAUCUAGGGCUGCCACAGGAUCUUCUCCAGCUCUUCCUUCCAUUGGGAAGGGGAAAGGUGUUCCUGCUACGCCUUUGUUGUCUUCUUCUGACAAAGUUCUAAACGGGUCGGACAUUACCUAUGAGUCUCCUGCUAGUGCUGUUGCCGAACUUCUUAGAGAGCGAAUGUUCGGUGGAAUUUCCGAGGCCUCUGAUUCGCGUCUUCUUGCCCUGACUGGUCUCUUAGCCAGUUUUACCAAGGAACAAGCGUCCUUUCAAUCUCGCUCUCGGGAGGAGCUCGGAUCGACAAUUAGGGAGAUGCUUCUGAUGGUGACGGGCCUCUUUAUGGAGGUGGAUGCCCGUGAUCACUCCUUUCGGGAGUCCGUAGACCGUCGGAUUGAAGAGGCGCGUCUGGAUGAAAAUUUGUCUGCAACUAGUGACGCCAGGGGCAACCUUGCAGCGGCUCGGGAGCAUACCCAGUCCCUCCAGGUAGAGUUGCACUCUGCGCUGGAGGUCAUUAAAAAGGCUGAGGAGAAGGCGGUUGAGACAGCAGAGCACACCAAGUUCUUAGAAGCAGAGCUGUCUCAUACUCGCAAGGUCCUCAAGGAGUCUGAUGAGAGAGCAGCUGCCGUGGAGGCUCGUUGUGCAGAAGUUUUAAAGCAGCUGUCCGCUAUGACGGGGGCCCUUCGAGAGAGAGAUGAGGCUGUGAACCAGAAAAUUGAGAUCCAGCGUCAAUAUGAGGCCUUAAAGGCUGAUUCUGAAGGACUGCAGGUUCACCUGGAGGAGGUGAAAACUCAGAAGGAAAGGGCCCUAGCUCGGGUGGAAGUCCUUGAGCAGGAGUUGAGUACGAGCUCUGAUCGUAUCAGGGACCUGGCUUCGUCUGCUGAAGAGUAUAACCUUCGCCACCAACAGCUCAACCAUGAAGUUAGGACCUUGGAACGUAAGUGUUCAGCCUUGCUCAAGGUAGUAAAACAUGUUGAGGACAGGGCUCAGCUAGAGCGUGAGCAAUGUAUAGCGGAGUAUGAGAAGUCUGAUGAACUGAAGAGGAAGAUCGACCAGGCCUGUGAGGUUCAUCUUCAGGACUACAAAGAUUCCGCUGAAUUGAAGGCGUUUGUAGCUGAGGCUUGUGAAGCACAUCUUGAUGAAUAUAAAGCUUCCGCUGAGAUGGGGUCGGCCAUUUUUAAGAAAGCCUUCCGUAUGUACAUAACUGGUUAUAAUCGUGGUUUAAGGGAAGCUAGACAGGCUCCUGAUAUUCCUUUGGAAAAGUUUCGUAAGCCCGAAUUGGACUCGGAUGGCGAGCAGGUGUUAUAUGGGGAAGAUGAUUUCCCUAUGCCCAGAGGGGAUUGUCGCGUCGCAGGCCGGCGGCCAUCUGUGUCUUCUUCAGAAGAGUCCGAGCCGGGGGAGGAUGAGGAAGUUCUUGGGUCAGAGGGAGAUGAUCCUAAUUCUGAGCAGGAGGACCCCCACCUAGGGUCAGAUAUUGCCCCUGUUGUUAAUGUUGAGAGGCCUGAUCCAAAGGAGGCCGUGCUUCCUCCAGAUGUAGUUGUAAAUUAA
Molecule: messenger RNA, 1692 nt
Organism: Manihot esculenta (cassava)
Lineage: Eukaryota; Viridiplantae; Streptophyta; Magnoliopsida; Malpighiales; Euphorbiaceae
Product: cingulin-like
Exons: 2
Coding region: 1-1692 (563 amino acids)
Source: RefSeq, a predicted model, not a curated record